GAAAAAGAACGGAUCCAUCGCUCUCCCUCAACACGAGAAGCAUCCCAAGCUAGCUUCCACCCCAAUAUUACCCCAAAGAAUACCACCAUUAGCUUAGCUGACACUGUCACACACAACAAAAGGGAGCAGCCAGCUCCCCCAACAGGCCAGAGCCAGAGAGAGAUCUCCACCGCAAGGGAAAGAAUCACGAAAAGGGGCAGGGAAAGGAGGAGGGAGCGCCCAAGCACAAACCUUUCUCCCGAGGGCACCAAACCCUACCAAUCUGCCGUAUAUUACCCCAGAAUUCCUCCCCCAUUGUUCCCCGGAGCCGAGCACGCCGCCGGAGCGGAGCAAUGCCGAGGAAACUCGUCAAUGCCGUCCUCUUCACGGUCCUGGGCGUCAUAGUCGCGCUCUUCCUCUGCUACUCCGUCCGCUGCUACCGGCGCCGCCGCCGCCGCGGCCGCGCGGUGCUGCCCUCGCACGGGGCCAGGGCCGACCGCCUCCAGGCGGGCGGGUCCAGCGCCUACGGCACCGGCGUCGGGGAGGAGCUGCUCACGUUCCCCGGCGGCGAGGGGCUCACCGUGGCCGCCAUCCUGGAGGCGCCCGGCGAGGUGGUCGCCAAGUCGGCGCACAGCACGCUGUACCGCGCCGGGCUCAGCUCCGGCGAGGCCGUGGCCCUGCUCCGGUUCCUCCGGCCCGUCUGCUCCGCGGGCGCCGAGGAGGCCGCGGCCGCCGCGCGGCUGCUCGGCGCCGUGCAGCACCCGAAUCUCGUGCCGAUCCGCGCGCUCUACGUCGGCCCGCGUGGGGAGAAGCUGCUCGUGCACCCCUUCUACGCCGCCGGCUCGCUCCGCCGCUUCUUGCAAGAGGGAAUCAAUGAUUCACAACGAUGGGAGAUAAUCUGCAAGCUAUCCAUCGGCAUCGUCAAGGGGCUGGACCACCUUCACACAAGAUCGCAGAAGCCGAUCAUCCAUGGCAACCUCAAGACAAGCAACAUCAUGCUCGACGCCGAUUUCCAGCCCAGGGUAUCAGACUUCGGGCUCUACCUCCUGCUGAACCCCGCGGCCGCACAGGACAUGCUCGAGACCGCCGCGAUGCAAGGCUACAAGGCCCCUGAGCUGAUCAAGAUGAGGGAGGUGACGAGGGAGAGCGACGUCUACAGCCUGGGGGUGAUCCUGCUGGAAAUGCUCGCUCAGAAGGAGGUGGAUGGCUCGCCGAAUGCCCGCGACAUCCACUUGCCAGCCUCUUUCAAAGAUCUGGUCCUCGAGAGGAAGAUCGCGGACGCGUUCGGUUCCGGGCUGAUUCAGCAGAGCAAGAACUCCGGGAAUGAGGCGAAGCUCAACGCGUUCUUCGAGCUCGCGACGGCUUGCUGCAACCCUUCGCCGUCCUUGAGACCGGAUUCGAAACGGAUCCUGAAGAGGCUGGAGGAGAUAUCAAGGUGACCGAAGCACGCCGAAUGUCGGAUUACUCGCGUACUAAUUAGAAGGUGUUAAACUAUAUACCAGCAGGGUAGUAUUAGUAUUUAUAAGUGUAUUACCCGUUUGUUAUUUCAUAGAGGGUUUGUACUACCAGGGACUGGAGAGAGUGAUAGGGGGUUACCGGUCUGUAUAGCUUCCGUGCACUUUAAAGCUUAAGCUUUCGACAAAUGAGGCGUAACGUUCUUCUGACUGUAUUCUGUAGACCUCACCUGAAUUAUACUAUGUAACCACUUAGUAGAAGGUACCGCUAUGUAUGGAUCCUUCAUCUUUUGAGCUUA
Triticum dicoccoides is the source of this 1732-nucleotide messenger RNA. RefSeq names its product probably inactive leucine-rich repeat receptor-like protein kinase IMK2. Gene Ontology annotation, molecular function: ATP binding; protein kinase activity. The record is from RefSeq and is a predicted model, not a curated record. Lineage: Eukaryota; Viridiplantae; Streptophyta; Magnoliopsida; Poales; Poaceae. Bases 333 to 1418 code for a protein of 361 amino acids. The transcript is spliced from 2 exons. Gene Ontology annotation, biological process: protein phosphorylation.